Planococcus citri (citrus mealybug) is the source of this 1893-nucleotide messenger RNA. RefSeq names its product proclotting enzyme-like. NCBI's taxonomy places the organism in Eukaryota, Metazoa, Arthropoda, Insecta, Hemiptera, Pseudococcidae. The transcript has 8 exons. Gene Ontology annotation, biological process: proteolysis. Gene Ontology annotation, molecular function: serine-type endopeptidase activity. The record is from RefSeq and is a predicted model, not a curated record. The coding region runs from base 302 to 1771 and encodes 489 amino acids.
ACGAGUACUGAAGUUCGUAAUAAGUUGAUGCGCGCGCGAAAAGUUUACUAAAUACCUAUACCAAGGUAUUACGUACCUAUAGGACAAGGGUGAUAGGUGGAUACUGAAUAUUUAACAAAUCUGGAUUUCGUACGGAUCAUGAGUGUUAGGUGAUCGGGAUUCCAUGAACGAAGUGCUUUAAUAAAGUAGUCGUUGGUAUAGUAGAUAAAUUAAGAAGUGGAUUUGUUUGUUUUUUUUUUCAAGUUGUACACCUACUGUUCCGUUAUUUUUUUAUGUGCCAGUGGUUCGAUUUUCAGGACCAAUGUCAAUUGUAAAUUCAAUCGUAGUGAUUCUAUUCGUUAUCAGCCAUGUUCAUGGAGUGAUCGAAGAUUAUGAUGUUUUGACGAGACAAGAUACCGAAGAUGAUGAUGCUUUGACGAGACGAGAUACCGAAGAUGAUGAUGCUUUGACGAGACGAAGAUACGAGACAACUACUAAUUCAUGCCAGACACCCGAUUCCCUUCCGGGAAACUGCAUCGUUUUAAAAAACUGUCCUCAUUUGCACGAACUGCUGAAAAAACGUGGACUAGAGCCCAGAAUAGUACAAUUUCUACGAAGAUCGAAAUGCGGAACAGAGAACAAUUCGCCGAAAGUAUGUUGCAGCUUGACCAACUCCGUGCAACCAUCAGUGACGUCAGCAUCUGUCGAUUCAACGCCAUCAUCGAUAUCAAGUUACGUCCAUCAAAAUCCAUCUUCUUUCUGGUACCCGAGUCAUUCUUCAACCACAACCACAGUCAAACCUUCGCCAACCACUGAACAACUGCAGACAUCGACUCAACAAAUUACAUCACCCAAAACGUUAAUUACUGAUGCUUAUGAUCACGAUCAGUUUUGGAAUACAUCACCUACAGGAAGUCCAGUGACGUCUUCGCCUGGGUUGAUCACCUCAUCUACAGUGACUCAUGCAGACAGGACUAAACUGCAUGCUAAAAAUAAAUAUGCUACGUGUGGAAAGUCUUCGAGAAAAGGGUUGAAUAUAAGUGGAGGGAAGAAUGCGACUUUAGGUGAUUGGCCUUGGAUGGUGACCUUGGUCUAUAGAACUGUUCGCGAUCCAACUCCAAUGUACAGAUGUGGGGGUACUCUGAUUUCCGAUAGAUGGGUUCUUACUGCUGGUCAUUGUGUUCAGUAUAUUGGAAGUUUGAUUUUACAAUCAGUACGAGUUGGAGAUCUGAAUUUGGACGAUAAACUCGACGAUGGAGCUUCCCCGAUUAACAUUCCGGUUGAAAAAGUGAUUCCUCACCAUGGCUUUACAUCGACUCCCGGAGUGACCAAUGACAUUGCCCUGCUGCGAUUAAAAUAUCCGGUAAAUUUCACAGCUAACGUAAGACCUAUUUGUAUCUCUGGAAAAGAAGAACACCGAAGUGACGACUUCUAUUUGAAUAGAUCUGCUUACAUCGCCGGAUGGGGUGAUAUUAAAUAUGGAGAGCGUAAGACGACUGAUAUGCUUAUGGAAGCAACGGUCGAUAUAGUUGAUCUAAAAACUUGUGCUAAAAAUUACGCAGGACGAUAUGUUACAAUUGAUCAACGAGUGUUGUGUGCCUCCAGGCUGGGGAUAGAUGCUUGCCAAGGUGAUUCUGGUGGGCCAUUGAUGAUGCCGAUUAAGAAUUCGUAUUACUUGGUUGGAAUCAUAUCAUUUGGUAUUGGAUGUGCAGAUAUAGACUACCCUGGAGUUUAUACAAAAGUUGGCUAUUUUUCUGAUUGGAUCAGGUCGACGACUGGUAUUGAAAUGUAAUUUUUUGGGGAAUAACUGAGUUUAUUCGUUUGCUCAAUUGUUAUUUAUAUUUUUAUAUUUGCACAAUUUUCAGUAUAUGUUCUGAAACAUUUGUAGUACAUUAUAUUGUUAACUAACCUUUA